Podospora bellae-mahoneyi is the source of this 4697-nucleotide messenger RNA. RefSeq names its product transcription factor, contains a PHD finger motif (gene ASH2). The transcript is spliced from 2 exons. Gene Ontology annotation, cellular component: Set1C/COMPASS complex. Bases 2959 to 4686 code for a protein of 575 amino acids. The record is from RefSeq and is a predicted model, not a curated record. NCBI's taxonomy places the organism in Eukaryota, Fungi, Ascomycota, Sordariomycetes, Sordariales, Podosporaceae. Gene Ontology annotation, molecular function: transcription cis-regulatory region binding; protein binding.
UUAUUGUCUUGCUGUGGUCCAUCUUCUAAUGCCCAUUGAUCCUCCCUCCAUUCAGAGUCAGCUCCUCUAGCUCAGCUCUCAUCUUCCGGUACUGCUCCUGUGCCUCUCUCUCCCUGGUGCUGACAAAUGCAACCUCGGCCCUGAGAGCUCCAAGACGUCUUUGAAUCGCGGCCUCCUCUGAUGUUUGCAGGACCUUGAACCCACUCAGCGCAGCCCUGGCCUUUUCCAAAGCCUCGUGGGCCUCCCCAAUCUUCUUGCGCAGCAUCCCGGCCCGGUUCUUGUACCCGCCCAAGUGCAGAUUCAACUUCUUUUCCAGUUUAUUGCCCUUCUCUGCGGAAGCAAUCAAGGCGUCGAUAGCAGUCUGAAUCAUGUUAGCCCAUACACAUUCUUGAGUUUCCCGCCCCUGUGUGUGGGAGACGUGUAGAAGAACUUACGUCCAGUGCCGAUCGCAUGAUGGCAAUAUUUUGCUCCUCCUCGCUGUCAUCCUCAUCGUCAUAGCACCCAAGACCCAGCAACAGGGCGUUGGUAUUGUUCCUGUUGUACACUGCCUGGACAGCCUCCGGCUUCGGCUUUUCCCUCAUCUCCAUGAGAAUCUGAAGGCGAGCCUCUUCUAGAGAAUCAUCUUCCAAACGGGCGAUAUCCACCGGCUUCACGUUUGGUGGCGCCCCUGGAAGUGGGUAUUUGGUCGCAUCAUGUGCCAUCAACAGGGCUGCUUCCUUCGCCACCAGCUUCUCCACCUCACUCUCGUCACUCUUGCUCAGCUCUGCGAAUGUAGCUUUCCAGUCUACAUAUACUGGCCUUGGCAAGUCCCUUUGCAUGACCUGGGUCCGUCUCUUGCGCUCCAAGUACUCGCGGGCUUCGCGGAUCUGCCGCUCUCUGCGAUCUCGCUCUGCCGCAUCCUCCUCCGUCUCCUGCGCAACAGCCGGCUCCUGUUGCUCAUCCGGCAGUUCCAAUUCCCAAUCAGUUUCCUUGGGUUUGGGAAGGGCGGCAAGUCUCUCCUUGAGUUGGUGUCGGAGAGAUAGAUCGCGCAGUCUGGCGUCGUUAGGGGUUCCUCCAACCAUGGACAUUUCAUCAUCGUUGGCGUUCAGCGCGAAGCUAUCGCGAGGCGUGCGAUGAGGAGUUUGGCCAACCCUGGCUGGAGUAGCGCCGACCCCAUUCGCGACCGACCGGAAAGGGGUUGCCAGCGGGUUUUCCGUGACUAUCACCUGCCUCCGUGGCGCUACCGAUUCGAACCCGGUUGAACCUGCACCCUCAUGGAGAGGGGUGUUCUCACCACCCAACAGAGAUGACUGCGUCUCAGUCAAGGCUCUAAUGUUCCGGAUCUCGUUCGCGAUGUGGUCUUCUUGCGCGGGAGCUCGAGGUGUUCUGAUCGGCGCGUUGGUGUUGAGCGUUGUGUAGUUGCCAACCAAGCCGCGGGUGGCAUCAUUGUCGCUCUCGCGAGCCAUCAUGCUUGCCCUUUCUCCGAUCAUGCCCAUCUUGACGAUUUCCUCCAACUCACUCUCGCCAACCUGAGGGGCUGGAAGCACUAGCGCUCUCCUCUUGCUGCUCUGCUCUGCCUCGCGCAUCUUCUGCAUCUGACCAGCCUUGAGCGCUGCCUGCAUCGACUGCGAGGGCCCCUCAUUCUUUUUUCGCUUCCUUUCACCCUCCUCAUCGCCCUCCCCCUUCCGCUUGUUGCCAACUUGCUGCUUCUUGGGGUCAAAAUGGGCUCGCUGCCACUCGUUGCGCGCAAUCUCCUCAGUCGUAUCGUAGAAUCCAGGGACAGCCUUCUUUUCGAACGGAAUAUCGGCAUUAUAGUCCAUCUGCCCCUUCUUCCUUGUUGUCACUUUGAUGUUGAUGCCGGCCGUUUUCAGCUCUCGUCGUUUCUGAAGCGCUGCCAGCCGUCUGGACUCCUCCUGCUGUCGUUCACGGGCCUUGCGCUUGGCCUUCUUGCCCUGUGUAUUGGCAAGACGGGCGCGCGCCUCGCUCAGCAUUUCCUUCUCGUCCUCGUCGAGAUCGAUGGUGUCGGGUCGGGCAGGCUUCGUUUCAGGAUCGGGAUCCACCUCGCCAGGGCGUAAACGACGAACAUCAUCGGCGGAUGGUGCCUGGGCUUCUCCUCCAUCGGGACCGGUCAGACCGAGGGACGAGGCUUCUCGUUGUUCGGCUUCGUCGAGGAGCUUCUGGUAGCGUUCGAGACACUGGUUGGCAGUGCGGCCGACAAUCGGGGCGAUGGUGCGCCAUUGCGUGGGCAUCAACUUUGCCAAAUGUAACAACUUUUCAUCCUCCUCCUUGCUCCACUCGAUCUUCUUGAUGCUGGGGUCGAGCCACUCGUUCCAUCUUGCCUUGCACUGUUUUGGUGUUUUCCGGGCCAAGAGCGACGAGACACGCGCCCACUGGUUCAGCCCGUACUUGCUGACGGACGCCUUGAGAAUUUCAUCUUCGAUGUUCGUCCAUACACCUCCUUUUACCACGGGCAUCUUGUUUACUGGUCGGUUUGAUGGGCCCGGUUGGCGAUGAUUGUGGAAUGUUGAAAAAGUUGGAACAGGCAAGUCACGGAAAAGUGGAAGGCGAAGCUGCGCGUGAGGCUUGGUUUGACGACUGGGCGUUGCACCAUUUGAUUGGGUGGAAAUCCAGAUGUAAGGACCCACACAAGCUUUUCAAGAUGGCUCUUGGCACUCUUUUGAUCCUUGUCAGCCCGCGUCUCCCAGCGCGUCGCAACUGACUUGCUUCCAACUUCCAAUUGACAGAAUCUCAACCACCGAAGCGCAAUCUCAACGGCGACUAGUUUUCGGGUAUAUACUCAGUCAAAUCUUUCAUUCCACUUGACCGAACAAUAUAGAGCGUUGCCUUUUUUUCUUUCUCUUUCGUUAACAGUUUCUACGUCAAAAAGCGAAUGUAUUGCGCCAUUGAUAGAGCUGUUCUCUACUCAGAGCAUCUUUUCGUCGAUACAAUAGAAACCAGUGCGUGAGCAAAUCCGCAACAAUGGCCGACCCAAGCUCCCCGCAACCUCCAAGGGAGACCACGCCUUCCUUGAUCUCUUCUAUACCUCAAAAGCGUGCGCUCCCAGACGACACCCACAGUCCCGCCGUUCCCUCGCCCCUCAAUCCCGAUGGGAAAUCCCAAAAAGUACAGAUUCAGCCACCAGCAGAAGAAGGAACAACCAUGGGACGAGAGAAACGGACGAAAAAGGAGUCUCUCAAAAAGAGAGAGUCCAAGGGCGCCACGGGAGGUGACAGCUCGAGGGCUUCACCAGCACCCAAGCCGAAAGAGCAACCUGGCGAGAUGGCGCCCUUGAGAUACAAGCUCGCGCCCCCAAAGAUCACCGACUUUGACCUUCCGCGUGGGCCGGUAUUCACCAGCCAUCACGAGGUACAAGAUUCCGAGGGGAGAUCAAUUGAGUUCUACGAGACGUCAGAUCAUGUCUACAACAAGAAGAACUUCCACUACACCCACUGUAUUGCUGAUCCCACGUUUCCGUCCAUGUUCUACUAUCGCAACACUGAGCCAGAACCGUAUGGCGCCCACCUGAAUUUCGAAGAUGCCGCCUCGCACAUGUAUUUCGACCAGCAAGGCACACAUGUGACCUCUGAUAAGGGCUUCCGGAUGGCUCGUGCCAAUGUCGCAGUAAGGGAAGGGCGUUGGUACUGGGAGUGCAAGGUCACUCGUGGAAUUUUGAAAAACAAAAACGAAGGCGAUCCAGAAUCCCAUGGGCACAUUCGUCUCGGAUUUGCGCGUAGGGAAGCCUCCCUCGAUGCGCCGGUUGGGUUUGACGCUUACAGCUAUGGAAUUCGGGACAAAUCUGGCCAGAAGAUUCACAUGUCUCGACCCAAAGACUUUUUCCCCGAAGGCGAGGACAUCAAAGAAGGAGACGUGAUUGGUCUCGAGAUCCAAUUACCUUCCGAGCGGCUGCACAGAAAAGUCGUUCAAGGGCACUACAACCCGGCCGUUGAUCUCAUCGCUGAAGACGAAGGCCAUCCCGACGGCAUCAUCGAGUAUCCCAACAUCAUCCGCGACCGUAUUCCGAUCCGCUUCAAAGCUCACAUCUACUUUGAAAAGAUCGACUACCACACCACCAAAGAGUUGGAAGAGUUGAUGAAUCCAAGUUCGGGACCUAACAAUUCCUCUGAACCUCCCAACCCGAAUCACACCUCUCCAGCGUUGCGCACCCUUCCCAACUCAUACAUCAAGGUCUACAAGAAUGGGAAGUUUAUGGGUACUCCCUUCACCGAUCUGUUAGCUUUCUUGCCCCCAGCGUCACGAAUGGUGAACAACCAACAAGCUGGCGGUAGCGGUGGGGCCGGCGUGUUGGGCGGCAGAGAUGUGCUUGAUGAUGGGUCGGUGGGGUAUUAUCCUGCCGUGAGUGUCUUUAGAGGAGGUGCCGUUGAGUGCAAUUUUGGGCCCAAUUUCUGGUAUCCUCCGCCUGAAUUUUCACAGCAACAACCGCAAGGGGAGGAUGUGAUUGUGGCCGAAGGUGAUGCUAGCCAGAAGCCAGAAGCGGGAGAAAAUCAGCCACGUGCGUUGGCGGAUAGAUAUGACGAGCAAAUAGUAGAGGACAUUCUCUAUGACAUUGUCGAUGAGGUUGGCUUCUGGUCUUUGGGUCUGGGGAGAGGUGGGAGUAAGGAUGAAAAGUUGGCUGAAGGAGGGACAGGCCUUGCUAUGCCACCAGGCGGUGGGAGGGAGGAGAUCAAGGAGUUGGUUCAGGAUGAUUAAUCGCUUGCUUG